AAAUUCAUCCUUGGUGGGAGAUUGAUAUUUGGACCAGAUGCUAGGUCACUGCCUGCUACCUUGCUGCUGAUCAUUGUUCCAGUUGCUUUGUUCUGUGUAUUUGUGGCAAGACAUCUUCGCCAUGAGUUUUCUUCCUACAAUGCAGGUUAUGCUAUCUUGGUGGUAGCAAUUCUCUUCACUAUUUAUGUAUUGAUCCUCCUCUCCUUCACAUCUGCACGAGAUCCUGGUAUAGUUCCACGAAAUUUGCACCCACCAGAGGAAGAACUACGCUAUGAGACAACAAUAUCAGCUGAUGGAAGACAAACACCAAGUGUUCAAAUUCCUAGGACCAAAGAAGUCAUGGUUAAUGGUGUUUCUGUUAGAGUGAAAUACUGUGAUACAUGUAUGCUUUACAGGCCUCCUCGUUGCUCUCAUUGUUCCAUCUGCAACAACUGUGUUGAGCACUUUGAUCAUCAUUGCCCGUGGGUGGGCCAAUAUAUUGGACAGAGAAACUAUAGGUAUUACUUUAUGUUUGUUUCUUCGUCAACACUUCCCUGCAUCUAUGUGUCCUCGAUGUCGGCUUUCUACAUCAAGAUUCUGAUGGAUAAUCAACACGGAACUGUGUGGAGGGCAAUGAAGGCUUCACCUUGGUCAGUUGCUCUGAUGAUAUAUUGCUUUAUUGCCCUGUGCUUUGUUGGAGGGCUCACAGCGUUUCACUUGUACCUCAUAAGUACAAACAUGUUUUGCAGACAACCCUAUGAGAGUUUCAAGGCAUGGAAGCUGGGGAAGAAGAAGUGGGAGCUGAGUUGAUCUUACGUUGUUUUAAAAUUGUUUCAAAGACUUAGGGGAGAGGGUCUCUAUAAGGACAGAAGUUGGUAGAUAUGACUUGGUAUUGGGGAUUUGCGAAAUCAGUUUAUGUAAUCUUUAAGUCUUUAAGUAUAUACAAUACGAAGAUUAGUAGUAGUAGUUCUCCAUCUUUUCGUUUUCUUUAAUAUGUAUAUUGUGCAAUUUUGUUGAUAUUAGAUGAAAUUUGUAAUUGUCAAAGACCAGUUUAAACAGGGGUAAGAAAAUGGUAAGCAUG
Molecule: messenger RNA, 1060 nt
Organism: Camelina sativa (false flax)
Lineage: Eukaryota; Viridiplantae; Streptophyta; Magnoliopsida; Brassicales; Brassicaceae
Product: protein S-acyltransferase 8
Biological process (GO): protein targeting to membrane; peptidyl-L-cysteine S-palmitoylation
Cellular component (GO): endoplasmic reticulum; Golgi apparatus
Molecular function (GO): protein-cysteine S-palmitoyltransferase activity
Source: RefSeq, a predicted model, not a curated record